AUGAUAGGUGUAUACGAUCUUCCACAAUAUUUACACAUUUUCACCAAGUGCUCUCUGUUCUUUGCUAUUUUGUUCAACACUUUCUUGGUCUACUUGAUUUUAACAAAAUCUCCAAGACAAUUGGGUGUUUAUAAAUAUUUGAUGGUAUUCAUAUCUAUUUUUGAGAUUUUAUAUUCACUUUUGGAAGUUACAUUAACUCCGAUUCAUUAUUCGUAUCGUUCAAGUGUAGUGGUUCUUAUAACUACAUCAGAUAAGCUAUUUAGUCGUGACAUUCUUCUCACUCUCAAUUCAUUUUACUGGGGAUUUUUUGGAUCAUCCUUGGCAAUUUUCGCAAUUCAUUUUGUUUAUCGAUAUCUGGUUAUCAGUGGAAAUGCAUUACUACAAACUUUUCAGUCAUGGAAACUAAUUCUAUGGUUGAUGAUUCCAUUAGUGAUUGGCUUUAUUUGGUCAUUAACUGGCAUAUUUUUGUGUGGACCUACAGAGGAGUUCACAGAGUUUAUGAGGAAUGAUGUUUGGGAAGUAUUCCAUGAAAAUAUUGAAGAAUUUGAGUAUCUAGGGGCGUUAAUGUAUGAAAAAAGUUGGGCAACGAAAAAUAUGAUUAUCUAUUGGAGUCCAAUUGCUGGAAUGACAAUUAUGUCACUGACUGUGCUUGCAUCUUUUUUAGUAAUUGUGAUAUGCGGAUACAAAUGUUAUCUUCGUAUAAAACUCCUUCUAAAGAAUGGUGGAACUUCAUCAGCCCGUUCUCAAGUUCUACAGACCCAACUUUUCAAUGCUCUUGCAAUUCAAACUUUAAUACCAAUUUUACUAUUACACACUCCUGUUGUACUAAAAUUUAGUUUUGCUAUUUUUGAUGCCGGACUAGGAGCGUAUUGCUUUGCCAUGUCCAUAACAAUCGCAUUGUAUCCUGCAAUUGAUCCCCUACCGAAUUUUUUCAUAAUAAGCCCUUAUCGGAAAGCUGCACUGGGAUGUUUCAAACUACGGAAGCGUCAAAUACAAACUGUCGAUCAAAAUCAUAUGAGAAGAAUGCCGAUUCGUAUUGUAAGAACUGUAUAA
Caenorhabditis elegans is the source of this 1053-nucleotide messenger RNA. It is a transcript of the gene str-220, whose product is annotated as Serpentine receptor class r-10. Lineage: Eukaryota; Metazoa; Nematoda; Chromadorea; Rhabditida; Rhabditidae. Gene Ontology annotation, biological process: detection of chemical stimulus involved in sensory perception of smell. The transcript is spliced from 4 exons. Bases 1 to 1053 code for a protein of 350 amino acids. Gene Ontology annotation, cellular component: ciliary membrane. The record is from RefSeq and is marked reviewed.